GCUGUCAGUGCUGGUCCGGUCGGGUCGCCGAGUCCUACAUUCCUCUGGUGUUAUGGCCACUCCAUCGCAGCUGCAGGCUCUGCUCCAGGCCGUCAACGCCUUGCUGCGCCAACGCCGCUACCAUGCCGCCUUGGCCGUGGUUAAAGGCUUCCGAAACGGGGUUGUCUAUGGAGUCAAAAUCCGGGCUCCUCACGCACUGGUCAUGACACUUCUCUUCAAGAGUGGCAGCCUCCAGGAGAAGCUGAGGACCAUCCUGCAGUCCACCUACACCCACUCCCGGAACCUGGCCUGCUUUGUGUGCGCCUAUAAGAGUCUGUGUGCCCUGCAGUCCCAUGUGCAAGGCAAGACCUACCCCGUGCACUCUUUCCUAGCUGCCUUUGUUGGGGGCCUCCUAGUGUUUGGAGACAACAAUAGCAUCAACAGCCAGAUCAACAUGUACUUGACCUCGAGAGUCCUGUUCGCCCUGUGCCGCCUGGCUGUGGAGAAGGGCUACAUUCCUGAGGUCAAAUGGAAUGUGUUCUCUUUGCACACGGCAGUGAUCUGGGGGCUGGUGCUGUGGCUCUUUGAAUACCACCGGCCCACGCUGCAGCCUUCUCUGCAGUCCUCUAUGACCUACCUGUACGAGGACAGCAACGUGUGGCACGACAUCUCAGACUUCCUCAUCUACAACAAGAGCAGCCCCUCCAAGUAACAGCGUCCCCAAGGUGCUUAUGGGAACGCCUCCACCUGAACAACUUCCAGGCAGCGUCCAGUGCUGCUCCAAGUCUGGCUCCAUCAGCAAACCCUCCUAGAGGAUCUUGCCACCUCACAGUCACGGGCCUCACACUCCAACGCGUGUUAGCCCAGGGGUCCAUGGGCUAGAAUCAAAACACUGAUUUUCACAUCCCAUAGGUGCUUUUGAAUGGUGCAGCAGGUGGCUGGCUCAGCUUGAGGACUCUUAGCCUUGGUUUCCAGCCUCGCUGCUGAGCUUGUGAGGCCCCAGCAAGUCUUACCUUCUCUGGGCCACAGGGCACAUUAGCUUAAAGGAAGACUCUCCUAGAGGAGGGUCUCUUUCUGAUGGGUACAAAUCAUUCUUCCACUAUGCUUAGUAUCAGGGCUCCUUGCUGGUGGGCAGUGGGUUGCAAAUACUUUUUUUUUAAAAUACUGUUUCUUGUCUCAGGUGCUCUAAUUGGAGUUCUAGAGCUCACUGUCCCUUAGAAAAAGCCUGAUAUGUGUGAGGCUCUAGGUUCUGUCUCCAGCACUGCAGAAAAAAAUUUUUUUUGUGUUUAUUUUCUAGCAUCUACUUUUUUAAAAAUACAAAAGAGGCUGACUCAGGAGGAUCUCAAGUUCCAGGCCAGCCUGGGCUACAUAGCAAUGUGACAUUCAUCUUAGUUCUAUAUUUUAGCUUAAUAUGCUCAAAUACUAUUUUUAACAUACAAUUACAUAAAAAUUGAUGAAUUAUUUUAUAUUUUUUUUUCUUGUCCUAAGCCAUAGCACAUAAAGCUAGUAGCUUUCUGCCAGGUAAUACAGAUUCUGACACUUGAGAGGGUAGUGCACAUUGUAGACCUACGGCUACAGUGGAGGAGGCUCUUCACCGUUCAGAGCCUCAGUUUCUCAUAAAAUGAGAGUAACCAUAGUCACCGCAGGUGUGCAUAUUGAACCUUUAUGACUAUAGCUGCUGCCUUCUGCCAGUGGCUUCCUGACUCCUGACUCCUUUGCACAUGUCAUCUUUUUUUUUUUUUUUUCAGUUAGUUGUGGGGC
Molecule: messenger RNA, 1740 nt
Organism: Dipodomys ordii (Ord's kangaroo rat)
Lineage: Eukaryota; Metazoa; Chordata; Mammalia; Rodentia; Heteromyidae
Gene: Pxmp4
Product: peroxisomal membrane protein 4, 24kDa
Exons: 4
Coding region: 53-691 (212 amino acids)
Cellular component (GO): peroxisomal membrane
Source: RefSeq, a predicted model, not a curated record